AUGAAAGGUAAACUUUCGCCCGCGUCCCGCGUCUUCAAUAGAAGGGUCGCGACACAGAGGGAGGAAGUGACGGAAGAGGGGGAAGACGGAGGUGGAGAGGGCCGAGAGGCGGCGGGUGGAAGGAGUUGGCUCCGCAUCAAAGAGAAGCUGCAAAAGAAGAAGAACCGGUUCCACCUGCAGAUGUCGGCCCGCGUGCCUCCGUCGACCCUGGGCAGCCUGCUGCUGGCGGUCCUGCAGGGCGGAGAGGGGGACCGGGACAGGGUGGGCCGUGGGGAAAGCAGGUGGGGGGGAGCAGCUGUCAUCUGCCCCGGGUGGGAGGAAGGGGGCGAGGGGUUGCUGUCUCACCUGCAGACGCACAGCGGUUCGAACUGGCAUUUGUGGGACAUCAUCAACCUGACCCUGGUCUCCGGGGGCGGGGACCGGAGAGGGGAGAGCAGGGAGGAGAAGAAGGAAGAACAGAGGGAAGAGGAGGCUUUGAAGAUCCUCUCCGCCCGUUUCCUGCGCUCCCCGUCCCCCAUCUCCUCCGUCCUCCUCCUGGGGUCCGACCCCGAGUGCCUCUCCGCCGUCUUGCGGGCGGCCCAGCGGCUGGCGCCGUCGCUGCCGUCGCUGCAGUGGAUCAUGGGAUACCCCUUGUCUCCGGAUUCCCUGCACACUCUCGGGGGUCCCCUUGGACUUUUGGCCUACGGGGAGGUGGGCCGCAAGCCCAUCAGCUUCUACAUCCGUGACGCCUUGCAGCUGAUUGGCCGUGCGGUCACCGCGGCGACCAUGGUGAGGCCGGACCUGGCGCUGAUUCAGAACAUGGUGAAUUGUUACGACAAACCAAACGGACAUGAGCUGCCCUCUUCGGGACAAUAUCUGGCCAGGUUUCUGUCCAACACGUCCUUUACCGGGGCCACGGGUUUGAUCCAGGUGGACGCCGGCUUGUCCCGGGUCCUCUCCUCCCAGCUGUUCCACGUCUGGAGCCUGAAGAGAGGCGCUCUCGGCCAGCCGGCCUGGGUGACUGUGGGCCAGUGGACCCGAGGCAGGCUGGAGCUAGAAGGGGGCAUCCUGGGACUGGUGGGAGGGUUCAGGAGCAGCCAGGGACAAGGUCUCGGAGCCGGGGUGAGGGGAGGCGACGGCCAGGGGGACAGUAACGUCGGAGGACGCUGGAGGCCCGGAGAAUCCGUCGAGGGACACCGGCUGAGGGUGGUGACGCUGGUGGAGCACCCGUUUGUCUUCACGCGAGAGGUGGAUGAGGAUGGACUGUGUCCCGCCGGUCAGCUCUGUCUGGACCCCAGAACCAACCGGUCCGACCUAAUCCAGAGCCUCUUCAACCAGCUGCACAACCCAAACACCACACUUGCAGACUGGGAGGGGAAUGAACUACCGGAGGACCUGAGGAAGUGCUGCUACGGGUACUGCGUCGACUUGUUGGAGAAGCUAGCCGAGGACAUGGGCUUCACCUUUGACCUUUACAUCGUGGGCGACGGGAAGUACGGCGCGAUGAGCGGCACGGGCCGCUGGACGGGGCUGGUCGGGGACCUGCUGAGCGGGACCGCCGACAUGGCCGUGUCCUCGUUCUCCAUCAACUCCGCCAGGAGCAGAGUCAUCGACUUCACCUCGCCCUUCUACUCCACCAGCCUCGGCAUCCUGGUUCGUAGCCAGGACACGGCCGCCCCUAUCGGAGCCUUCAUGUGGCCUCUCCACUGGUCCAUGUGGGUGGGCAUCUUCGUCACGCUGCAUCUCACCGCGCUCUUCCUCACCUUGUACGAGUGGAACAGCCCCUUCGGCAUGACGCCCCACGGCAGGAACCGGCUGCGCGUCUUCUCCUACUCCUCCGCCCUCAACCUCUGCUACGCCAUACUGUUCGGACGGACUGUCGCCACCAAGACUCCCAAAUGCUGGACCGGCCGUUUCCUCAUGAACCUCUGGGCCAUCUUCUGCCUGCUGGUGCUGUCCAGCUACACCGCCAACCUCGCGGCCGUCAUGGUCGGGGAGAAGACCUUCGAGCAGGUCUCGGGAAUUCACGACGACAAGCUGCACCAUCCGUCCCUGGGCUUCCGCUUCGGGACGGUGAGGGAGAGCAGCGCCGAGGAUUACAUGAAGAAGAGCUUCCCGGAGAUGCACGACUACAUGCGACGCUUCAAUCAGCCCACCACGCCGGAGGGCGUGCACAUGUUGAAGACGGAUCCUCCUGCCCUGGAUGCGUUCAUCAUGGACAAAGCCCUGCUGGACUUCGAGGUCUCUAUCGACGCCGAGUGCAAACUGCUCACUGUGGGGAAGCCCUUCGCCAUUGAAGGCUACGGGAUAGGCCUGCCCCAGGCCUCUCCUCUAACCCGUAAUGUGUCCGAGUUCGUGAGUCGCUACAAGUCCGACGGCUUCAUGGACAUGCUGCAUGACAAAUGGUACAAGGUGGUGCCCUGCGGGAAGCGCGUCUUUGCCGUCACCGAGACUCUUCAGAUGGGGAUCCAGCAUUUUUCGGGCCUGUUCGUGCUGCUGUGUAUGGGGGUGGGCGGAGCCUUGCUGACCUUGGCAGGUGAACACACCUUCUAUCACCUGGUCAUCCCCCGCCUCCGACGCACACACACGCUGCAGUACUGGCUGCACACCAGCCAGAAAAUCCACAGAGCCCUCCACGCCACGUACGAGGACGACGGGAAGGAGCUGACCGACCUCGACCAAAACCCCUCCUCUUGUAUCUCAGAGAACUGCACCCUCCACAGGAAGCAGCAUCAGCCUCCUCCCCCAUCUCCUCCCACGUCCCUCCCUGCUUCCACUACCGCCGGAGACACCUGCAACUCCUCACCCUCCCACGAGCCCAAGGAGAAGCGCGUGCACUUUGACCUGGAGACCCUGCACAGCUACCGCCUGCGCACGCACACCGCCUCGGUGCGCGGCAGGCCCGGCAUGGUCGGCCGCCCCGGCCUCGGCCUGGGAGGCUGGGGCCUGGGGAACAUGGGGGGUUUUACCUCCCCUCCGCGGAUUAGCCUGCAGGCCAACGGGGGCCCCGUCUCUUCGCUGGCGUCCGCGGGCUUAGUGCUCUCUCCCCUGGGGAGCAGGGCCGCUCAGACCAGCCUGUGGGAAGGGGAGCUCCAGGACCUGCAGGGGAAGAUCGAGACGUUCCGCACCCAGCUGAGAGAGGCUCUGGCCCGGAGGGCGGAGAUCCAGAGCAGCCUGGAGAGAGAGCGGUGCGGACUGGUGCGCCGGGACACCAGCCUGGAGAGGGACAGACAGAGGACGCACACCAUUAACACAGACAGAAGCAGCUCCACUCAGCCCAAACUCCCUGAGAGAGACAGGACGGGCCAACUGCAAACCCUGAAUAAUCAACAAGCGGGGCGGGACAACCAAUCGGGCGGCCCCUGGACCCUGGAGCACCACGGGAGGAGCAGCCAAUUGAACACAGUGAACAGUUUGGACAGAGGCAGAGGGAACCAGUUACGCUCCGUCAGCACUCUGACGGGAGAGAGGACUGUCCAAUCGCGCACUUCCGCCAGUCUGGAGCGAAGUCGAGUCAACCAACCGGGGGCCGGGAACGCGCCCGUCCAAUCGCGGAACACUUCGAGCCUGGACAGACAGAUGGCCAACCUGUCGCGCACUCUGAACACUCUCGAGAGGACCGCCAACCAAUCGGGUGUCGGCAGUGAGACUUGA
Cyclopterus lumpus (lumpfish) is the source of this 3633-nucleotide messenger RNA. Its product is annotated as glutamate receptor ionotropic, NMDA 3B-like. The transcript has 12 exons. Gene Ontology annotation, cellular component: plasma membrane; postsynaptic membrane. The coding region runs from base 1 to 3633 and encodes 1210 amino acids. Gene Ontology annotation, biological process: modulation of chemical synaptic transmission; synaptic transmission, glutamatergic; ionotropic glutamate receptor signaling pathway. Gene Ontology annotation, molecular function: transmitter-gated monoatomic ion channel activity involved in regulation of postsynaptic membrane potential; NMDA glutamate receptor activity. The record is from RefSeq and is a predicted model, not a curated record. NCBI's taxonomy places the organism in Eukaryota, Metazoa, Chordata, Actinopteri, Perciformes, Cyclopteridae.